Messenger RNA from Pseudoliparis swirei, 3027 nucleotides. It is a transcript of the gene arhgap15, whose product is annotated as Rho GTPase activating protein 15. Lineage: Eukaryota; Metazoa; Chordata; Actinopteri; Perciformes; Liparidae. The record is from RefSeq and is a predicted model, not a curated record. Gene Ontology annotation, cellular component: cytoplasm. Bases 381 to 1916 code for a protein of 511 amino acids. The transcript is spliced from 12 exons. Gene Ontology annotation, biological process: signal transduction; regulation of GTPase activity.
CUCAGUAAUGUGUACUCUAUAGAUACUUGUAGUUAUGUACUGCUCAGUAAUGUGUCCUCUAUAGAUACUUGUAGUUAUAUACUGCUCAGUAAUGUGUCCUCUAUAGAUACUUGUAGUUAUAUACUGCUCAGUAAUGUGUACUCUAAAGCUCCAUGUCGUACUGAGUAACUGUGGAUGGUCAUCGGUAGGUUGGUUGUGUUCGUAUUAUGAAUACAUUAAUUAAAGCUGAGGCUGAAGGCUCGUGUGGGACUAAUAUUGAGAGGCUGUGGAUAUUUGAUGGAAGCAGACUUGAUACAUAACUAAAAGAUAUCCCCUCAAGGAAUGAUGAGUUCAUCGCCUUGUAGACGGCACUAGCUUGAUGAAGACCUCCUCGUCUUCCAAUGAGAGAGUUCUCAACCUCUUCGGAGCGAGACCUCCAUGACAAACAGGAAGAAGUCCCGUUGGCUCUGUUUCUCCACAGAAACUUCCAGAGUUCGGCGAAGCAGCCGCCGCCGGUCCCGGGCAUCGGCCUGGCCCCGCAGGACGCCGUGCAGAUGCGCAUCAAGGCCCCCGGGGGCCCCGCGGAGCGCCUCAGCCAGUCCAGGUCCAUGGUGCUGCAGGAGUCCGACCUCCCUAAAAAGCCCAUCUCUCGGCAUCGCAGGAAUCAGUCUCAGCACAACGUCUCCGUCCCCGGAGGAGGAGGAGGAGGAGGAGGAGGAGGAGUCGCUGUUUAUGAACCGUUGGUGGAUCUGAAAGGUGAACACAUGAAUGUGGCUAAAAUCUCCGAGAGCGGAAAGAAGCAGAGGAAGAACUGGAGCUCCAUGUGGAGCGUCCUGUCCUCAGACCAGAUGCUGCUCUACAAAGAAAGACAACAAGAAACCAGUCUGAAAACAGGAAGUAAGCCGGAUGUCGUUCGGCUGCGCGGCGCCAGCGUCGAGUGGACCACGGAGAAGUCGAGCAGGAAGAACGUUUUCCAGAUCAGAACCAACGCAGGAAGUGAGUACCUCAUCCAGGCUGACGGCUACGCCACCGCCAGUCGAUGGUUCAACGCCGUCGGAAAGGCCGCCGACUCCUCCACUAAACUGACUCUGCGGAGAUCGAGCAGCACGGAGUACCUGCCCAGAACCGGCUCCCUACCUGGAUAUGGCUCCGCCUCCCCCAGCACCAAGCAGCGCAACCCCGUCCACCGACGCUCCAUCAACAUGUUCGGCGGCUCCCGGCUGAAGCACAGCGCCUCCGACAGCACCGACAAGACGGGAGUGAAGGACCGUCUGAAGAAGUUCAUCAGCAGACGUCCGUCCAUGAAGACGCUGAAGGAGAAGGGCCUCAUCAAAGACCGGGUGUUCGGCUGCCCCCUGCUGGCCCUCUGUGAGCGGGAAGGCGUCACCGUGCCGAGCUUCGUUCACGUCUGUCUGGAGGCCGUCGACAAGAGAGGUCUGGAGGCUGACGGGAUCUACAGAGUCAGUGGGAACCUGGCGACGGUCCAGAAGCUCCGCUUCAUCGUGGAUCAGGAGGAGGACCUGGACCUGGACCAGCCUCAGUGGGAGGACGUCCACGUCGUCACCGGGGCCCUCAAGCUGUUCUUCCGGGAGCUGCCGGAGCCGCUGGUCCCCUUCAGGUUCUUCGGGCCCUUCGUGGAGGCCGUCAAGAUCAAAGAAUCCAGACUCAAAGUCCAGGCGAUGAAGACUCUGAUCCAGGAUCUGCCGCAGCCCAACCAGGACACCAUGAAGGUGCUCUUCACCCACCUGCUCAGGGUUCUGUCGUGCUCCAGGAGGAACCUGAUGUCCACGCAGGGCCUCGGCAUCGUGUUCGGCCCCACGCUCAUGUGGCCCGAGCUGGACGCCGGCAACAUGGCGGUCAACAUGGUCUACCAGACCCAGAUCGUGGAGUUCAUCCUCAUCGAGAGCCAAGAGAUCUUCAGCCUGGACAGGAAGUGAAGAGUCCCGAGGGGGACCCGAGACCUGCAGGUCUACUGAGACCCUCAGAGGCCCCUUAGAGACCGUCAGAGGCCCCUUAGAAACCAUCAGAGACCCUCAGAGACCAUCAGAGGCCCCUUAGAAACCAUCAGAGGCCCCUCAAAGACCCUCAGAGGCCCCUUAGAGACCAUCAGAAACCCUCAGAGACCAUCAGAGGCCCCUCAAAGACCCUCAGAGGCCCCUUAGAAACCAUCAGAGACCCUCAGAGACCAUCAGAGGCCCCUCAAAGACCCUCAGAGGCCUCUUAGAGACCAUCAGAAACCCUCAGAAACCAUCAGAGGCCCCUCAAAGACCCUCAGAGGCCCCUUAGAAACCAUCAGAGGCCCCUCAAAGACCCUCAGAGGCCCCUUAGAGACCAUCAGAGGCCCCUCAAAGACCCUCAGAGGCCCCUUAGAGACCAUCAGAAACCAUCAGAGGCCCCUCAAAGACCCUCAGAGGCCCCUUAGAGACCAUCAGAAACCCUCAGAGACCAUCAGAGGCCCCUCAAAGACCCUCAGAUGCCCCUUAGAAACCAUCCGAGACCCUCAGAGACCAUCAGAGGCCCCUUAGAAACCAUCUGAGACCCUCAGAGACCAUCAGAGGCCCCUUAGAAACCCUCAGAGACCCUCAGAGGCCCCUUAAAGGCCCUCAGUGAGCACUUAGAUACCCUCAGAGACCCCUUAAAAACCCUCAGAGGCCCCUUAGAAACCAUCAGAGACCCUCAGAGGCCCCUUAAAGGCCCUCAGAGACCCUCAGCUCCUUUAAGUCCAGAUUGAAGACUGUUCUGUUUGAUGUUUGGACUCUGGUCAUCAAACUCAUCACAGAAGGUGUCGGUUGGAUAGAAAACAGAGACUUUAAACUAUAAGCAGAUGAUUUCUGAAAGAAUACUUUCAGAUUUAAUAUCAAACCUUAGAAACAAAACUACUAUGAAUCCGUCUGGUGAGAUUAAUCCUGGUCCAGUAAAAUGUUGCGUAACAGCUGGAGGAUCCCUCAGUAACAACAGAGUUAUGAGGCUGUGAUUGGCUUGAUUGACUAAUGUUACACAGCGAGAUGUGUUCAUCCAAACUGUAAUAAAGCUUUUUAAAUAUCUGAA